CAUAUUUAAUUAAUGAAUAUAGUACAGGUUUGUUAAUUAUUUUAUGUGCUUUAUUUUCAAGCAAAAAAACAGGUGAGUACCUAUUUUAUGCCUUAUUCAAUUUAUACAAAAUUAAAACUAUUAAUAAAUUAUUGUAAUUGUGUAAUUAGUUUUCAUUAUAAAUAGGUAAUCCAGUAUGUUCAAAAACAUUAUAUAUAAAUAAUUCUUGAAUAAGUUAAAUUUUUCAAAAAUAUAAUUAUAUAUAAUAUACACACAGUGAUAUACUGGCGUCAUGAAUUUUUUCUACGCUGACAUGAGUUGUCUAACAAGAACAACUAAUACUAUCCCUAAGGAAAAAUGCUCAUAACACUACUGUUGUCUGUUUGGUGAAUUAACAUUGUUUUCAUUUGAAAUGAAUUCAACUGAAAAAAUUUUAAAAACAUUAAGUGCAGAUCAAAUUUCCCAAGUUGUUGCUGGUGUGCAAGCAGAUUUGAAUGAUGAAAUGGUCAAAACAAAACGAACACUAGAUCAAAUCGAUCAAAAUAUUUUCACUUGUAUCAACAAUUUAAAAAAACUCAGAAGAAGCAUCAUAAUAUCACAUUAUGCUAAAAUGAAAAAUAAUACUGAUGGCAAUAAAAACUAUCAAAGGGAUGCCCUUCUCAAAAACUUGGAUUGUGAAGACGAAGCAAAAGAUUUGAGUGUAUUUAUGACACAUCUGAGUAAUGCAUCGGCACGAGUAAAAACUGAACCUAUGAGCAACAUUGAACAACUAAGCAAAACCGUCUCACAAAAUGCUAUGCCUUCUGGAAGCUUUAUUCCUAAGACUGGAUUAAUUGAAUUAACAUUUGUUAUUGGAAAUAUUGUUAAAAUAAGUGAUUCUGAAAAUGAUAUGAAAUACAAAUGGACUGUUUAUGUACGCAAUGCAGAAGAAGGUAUUGACAAUUUGGUUUAUAUUGACAAAGUGACAUAUUUCUUACAUGAAUCCUAUGAACCCAACCAUAUUGUAGAUGUAAUUAAAAAACCAUUUUCAUUAACAAGACAUGGAUGGGGAGAAUUUGUAAUUCGUUUACGUUUGCACUUCAAAGGUAACAUGAAUGUUCAAACUGAUGUGUAUCAUAAGCUGUGCCUGAAUAAAGACAUAACAGUCGGUAUCCCGAUGGUUGCUAAGGAGCAAACUGUUAAGUACAAAUUAUUGCUGCACAAAUAGUAUGUUUUUUUAAUGUACAUUUAGUUUUUGUAAAUACUGUGUACAUAGAAUAAUAACUAUGAAUUAUGAUGUAUUGAACCAUAAAAUUAUACUUUACUUUUAAUUGUAACUAUAUAUAUUAUAUAUUAUAUAAAAAAAAUCUGAUACAAAACAAAAGCUUUUAAAUUAUUAUUUAUCUGAUUCUACAGUACUUCAGUUAGAAUUAAUUAGUAUCUUAGUAUCUAAUAUGUUAAUUAUACAUUUAUUACCUUAAUUUAUACAACCAAUACUGCCUAUUUAUUGUUACCCCAUGUCCUAUAAAUCUACAAUAUUACAAACUUAUAUUAAAAUGUUUUUUUGACAAUACAAAUAAUAUAUAAGUUUAAAAGAUAA
Molecule: messenger RNA, 1558 nt
Organism: Acyrthosiphon pisum (pea aphid)
Lineage: Eukaryota; Metazoa; Arthropoda; Insecta; Hemiptera; Aphididae
Product: YEATS domain-containing protein 2
Exons: 2
Coding region: 392-1186 (264 amino acids)
Biological process (GO): regulation of DNA-templated transcription
Source: RefSeq, a predicted model, not a curated record